Echinococcus granulosus is the source of this 2046-nucleotide messenger RNA. RefSeq names its product Protein dachsous. The record is from RefSeq and is a predicted model, not a curated record. NCBI's taxonomy places the organism in Eukaryota, Metazoa, Platyhelminthes, Cestoda, Cyclophyllidea, Taeniidae. Gene Ontology annotation, molecular function: calcium ion binding. Bases 1 to 2046 code for a protein of 681 amino acids. Gene Ontology annotation, cellular component: plasma membrane. Gene Ontology annotation, biological process: homophilic cell-cell adhesion. The transcript is spliced from 6 exons.
AUGGCCAACGCCGACAAAGGAUCGCACAUGCGAACAAUGCCACACAAUUUGAGGACGACGUUGUGGCUGACUUGCCAACUAGUGCAAGUGGCUCCGCGUUUUCAGUGGUGGCACUCAAUAGCGCCCACUUCGGGUGCUGUGAAAGCGCCUCUCUCGCUUUCGCUCUCUCUCAACGUUGCAAAAUCUCGUAGGCAGGCCACGUUCACUGUUACCGUUCUGGAUGUUAAUGACAAUCCACCACAAUUCCCCAUCAAUCCACUCACCGUCACAAUUGCAGAGGACGCCCAAGUGGGAAAUUUAGUGGUUAGCCUCAACGCCACUGACCCCGAUCGCCCAGACGACGUUCAUCCCGUGACCUACAGUCUUGUCACCAUCAUUGCACUCUCCACUACUCAGCCGAUGAGCGCUGCGAACAGCUCCCAUUUCCGUCUGGAGGGUCAUACGGGCCGUCUGUUGCUGGCUGAACCGCUGGACCGUGAGACUAAUGCGGAAUACCAGCUGACGGUGCGAGCGACAGAUAGGGGCAGCCCAAAGACACAGUCCUGUGACCUCGUCCUACGAAUUCAAAUCCUCGAUGUUAACGACAAUGCGCCAGUCUUCGGAAGUCCAUCCGGUUACCGGUUUGUCAUUGAGGAGGAGAAAGAAGCGGGCUCAGUGGUGGGUGUUGUAUCGGCAACAGACGCCGAUGAAGGCAAGAAUGGCAAGAUAUCCUACCGUCUCUUCGGCACCGCCGCAGCAGUUCAGCGUGGAUUUGCUAUUAACCCCACUACUGGAGAGAUCACCACCAAAGUGAGUCUUGAUCGGGAAGUCAACGCUGUCUACGAGUUCUUUGUCACCGCAGAGGAUUCCGCCCCUUCGAAACGGCUUACCGCCACAGCAAAGGUUACUGUUGAACUACUCGACAUCAAUGACAACGAUCCUAAAUUCAUCUACCCCACUCAACCCAAUCACACCAUCCAUGCGUCUGCGUACAGCAAAGUCGGCACUGCGAUUGUCAAGCUGACAGUGUUUGAUGCAGACGCAGCUGGAGAGCAGGGUCUUCUCUUCCUCAUGAAAAACUCCACCUCACAUGGUCUCUUCUCCCUGAGUCCCAGUUCUGGAGAACUCGCUUUUGCACGCGAGGUCCUUGAUGACGACAUUGGCAGUCAUUUUCUAGAGAUAGAGGCGAAAGAUAAUGGGGUUCCUUCACGUUCCUCCAUCACUUCUAUCACCGUGGUAAUUGAUGCAAAGAAUCCUCAAAGAAACCCUGGAUCGAUUAACACAGGUGCAGAAUACGUGAACAGUCCGACUUAUUCAAAGUCGUGGAACCACCGAGACGAAGCCGCGUACUCUCUCUACGGCCAGGAUACAAGUGUAGAGGUCUACUCACGGCAGGACAGUCCACCGGCCUUCGAUCGUCGACUGAUCCUCAUUUCUUGUCUAGCCUUUCUGGGGUGUCUACUUCUUGUAGUGUUUGGAGCUAUUCUUAUUCGUUUCCGGCAUCGCGCACCCACGGAAAAUGCUCCACCCACCAAUCCAGCAAACUUUGUCCACGCGAAGGAAGCGAAGUACAAAGCAGCGACCUUACAGCCACAGACUAGCGUGCCAGGAAAGGAUUUGUUGAAUCGAUACGUCUAUGGCUGGUCGGCUCAGAGGUCGCCGUUGGUUGGAGGCGCCCGUUGUGCCAAUGCUACUGUGCCACAGCAGCAGCAACGAAUGCUGCAAGAACAUCACCAUCAACAACAACAGGAGCAGUUUCUCCGCCUUGGCUUUAUGAACGGCACUACUGCAGGUGCGGUGGCUGCAGCCGCUGAGAGCUUUGACAAUGCGAUACAGGCUCGACCGUGCAGAGGCGAGGUUACUUUGCAGGCGAAAAAUCGGUCCGGUUCACUAGGAGACAGUCUGGAGGAGUACGAAAGGCCCCCAAUCCCCAUCGUCGACAGGGCGAACAUCUACCUCAGCCAGGGCCAGAUGAACCGUGUUGACGACGUUUGGGAGCAGCGUGCUGACAAAGUCCUCAACAAUUACGAAGCUCCAGGUGAUGGAAAUGGCUGUAAGUAUUUCUAG